AGUUGGUGUUAGAAGGGUUAGUUAUAGAUGAAGUUUUGGUUUUAAAUAAUGAAUCUUUAUUUUUAGUACUUGCUUUAGAACUUGCAAGAGAAGGUUUAGUUACUGAUGAGAUUUUUUCAUAG
This is a messenger RNA of Dentiscutata heterogama, 122 nucleotides long. The record is from the annotation of a GenBank genome assembly. NCBI's taxonomy places the organism in Eukaryota, Fungi, Glomeromycota, Glomeromycetes, Diversisporales, Gigasporaceae.